AUGAGCCGGUCAUCAGAAGGGCCUUCAGCCCUUAAACGUAAACGCCAAGAUUCCCAGUUGGACUCGUUGACAGAGCAUGAGCGCAGAAUCUAUGAUGCCAUCCGCAGCACGAAAGAUAUGGGCAUAAACAAACAAGCCAUUAAGCGAGAAACAAACCUCACUGCGGUUCUGAUAAACAAGUCCCUCAAAACACUUGAAGGCAUGAAAAAGAUAAAAGAGGUUAAAGGGAUCCAAUCCAAGGGAAGAUGGGGAUUAUACAUGGCUGUAGAAUUUGAGCCCUCGAAUGAGAUAACCGGAGGCGCGUGGUAUGAGAAUGGGAACUUGGGUAGAGAGUCUGUUGACGUUGUGAAAAGGCUGACAAGAAUUCUCAAUGAAAAAUUAACUCCAAAGGACAUGAAGGAGCUUCUGGAGGCUUUGGUUUUGGACAAUGAGGUCAUGAAGGCCGGGGAAGACAGUUAUAAGUGCUGCAAGAGAGGUUCUAGAGGGGAACCAAAAUUGGCCUCCAUGGCUUCGAUUCCAUGUGGAGUCUGUCCAAGGGUAAAUUAAUGUACCCCAGAUGGCAUUAUUUCCCCGGCCACCUGUGAAUACUUUUAUAAUUGGUUGAAUUUCUGA
Fragaria vesca subsp. vesca is the source of this 612-nucleotide messenger RNA. RefSeq names its product probable DNA-directed RNA polymerase III subunit RPC6-like. Gene Ontology annotation, cellular component: RNA polymerase III complex. The transcript is spliced from 2 exons. Gene Ontology annotation, biological process: transcription by RNA polymerase III. Lineage: Eukaryota; Viridiplantae; Streptophyta; Magnoliopsida; Rosales; Rosaceae. The record is from RefSeq and is a predicted model, not a curated record.